Molecule: messenger RNA, 1179 nt
Organism: Helobdella robusta
Lineage: Eukaryota; Metazoa; Annelida; Clitellata; Rhynchobdellida; Glossiphoniidae
Exons: 7
Coding region: 1-1179 (392 amino acids)
Biological process (GO): cilium movement; axonemal central apparatus assembly
Cellular component (GO): axoneme
Source: RefSeq, a predicted model, not a curated record
AUGCCGGACCUCAUGCUGUCCAACAACAAUUUGUCCUUUGGCACCAUCAAAUGUGGUGAGUGUAAGAUUAUUGGGCUGCAAUUAUACAACCAGCAAGACAUUCCCUGCCGCUGGAGAUUUAUUAAUCCAAACAGGGAUCUAUCCAAGGAUGAUAAAUAUGUUCCAUUGCACCUGAAAAGAAAAAACAAACUUGACAGAUCAGUCUGUCCGCUCUUUGAAGUGACGCCAUCUGAAGGGCUUGUACUUCCAUGUAGCAGAACAAACGUUCAAGUGAAAUUUACUCCAAAUGAAGAAAAAACCUACCAAUCACACCUGAUUUUUCAGUUCGAGCAAAGUAGCAAAAGACAAUUGUUGUAUGUCACAGGAUCCGCUGUUGUCCCCAGAAUUGAAAUUUUAAACCAGUUUGUAGAAUUUGCACCAUGCUUGCCAAAUGAAGAGGUGGUAUGUGAAAGGUCCAUUGUUAUCAGGAAUCCUUGCUCAUUUCCUGUAGAAGUUUUCAAUCUGGAAAUGGAUGAACUUUAUUUGCAAGAAGAAAAGAUUUUGCGACUUUUAGAAGGUUAUGAUGAAUACAAUAAUUUGAUUCUGCCUGCCAGACAACCCGCUGAUAAAUUGCCGCAAGAAAUUCUAGAUUACUACGAUGAUCUCAUAAAGAAGUAUUACGAAAUGUUGACUGAAAAAAGAAGAUUGCGCCACAUUUCUGAAACCGAACUGGAUGGAGAGCAAAAGGAAGCAGAAAAUGAUGGUGAAAGAAAAGAAAAAGAUGAGGAUAAAAAAACGGAAAAGGGUGAUGAUAAGAAAAAAGAAACUGAAAAGAAAAAAGAAAUUAUUGAUAAAAUAAAAUUUGAAAAAAAACGAAAAAUUUUGUUAAAUUUGUUAGAAGCGGUCCAGGCUCUGCACAAAUCGAGUCAUCUAAACGAAAAUCCAGUCAGUCUUGCUUUGUCCAAUUAUAUGAAAGUGGAUCUGAGCGAAGAAGGACAACUGGGGGAUCUGCGAAGAGGAGUAGUGAUAAUGAUACACGGACCACCAAGAUCAGGCAAGACAACGACGGCCAAUGCCCUUGCGACUGAUUACAAAGCUAAGGUGCUGAAGGUUGAUGACAUCAUCGUUGAGGCUGUUCUUUGCGGUACAUCGGUGGCCUGUUGUGCCGCCAGACAGGCAUGUCUCGAACGGAGUAGGUAA